AUGGUUGUGAAAUGGAAAGAUUCAUUUUUCCGUAAAGACCUGCUUCUAAAGCAAAUCGGUAAACUACCAAGUAAGCCGCGGAAGUCCAACCUUCCAACUGAUCAGAUCUACCCACGUGGCAUGGGUGGCUUAGAAGUGAUGGGGAGUGAAGGAGUGAUUGGGAUUGAAGGAUCGUGUGAUGUGGAGAACACAAUAUUUGUGGCGGUGGGGAAGAAUGUGAAAGAAAGCAAAUCAACUUUGUUGUGGGCUUUGGAGUAUUUUGCUGGCCGGAAAUUGUGUCUCUUGCAUGUUCAUCAUCCUGCUCGAUUCCUUCAUUUCAUUGAUGAAAAACUUUCUGGGAGUAAACUUAGGCAAAAAGCAUCAAGGGCCUUCCGAGAACUUGAACGACAAAAGAUGCACAAACUUUUAAAUCGGUACCUUCGGGUUCUUGACAAAGUAGAGGCGGGUAAGAUAUGGAUUGAAAUGGAGAGAGUUGAUGAAGGUAUAGUGCACAUCAUUGCUCAGAAACACAUAAGGUGGCUUGUCAUGGGAGCAGCAACAGACAAACAAUAUUCAAAGAAUUUAUCAGAAUUGAAGUCCAAGAAAGCAAUCUAUGUAUUGGAGAAAGCUCCGGCUUAUUGUAAAAUUUGGUUUCCAUGCAAAGGAUUUCUUAUUUGCAGCAGGGGAGCACUAUUAGAACAAGAUGAUAUAGUGGAUGCAUAUGAAUAUGAUAAUGAAUCAGAGUCUUUGGAGCAUCUAAAUAAUACAAAAGUUAUUGACACUCCAAAUAAUUCAAAAGUUAUUGAAGCUCCUACAUCAAUUGAUUUGAUGAUGGUUGAAUCUAAAGAAGAUAGUUCUACUUUAGCCUUAUCCAAUGAGCCUCCCGAGUGUCUGGUUCGUUCAUCAUCGACAAAUUGGCUGGAAGAAAGACCUCAAGGUCAGGGAACCAGUGACCUGUAUCAUAAAAUAGAGCAUGCUACUAUACUUGCCGAGAAGUCAAAGCAAGCUGCAUUUAAAGAGUCAAUUAAAAGAUGGAAUGCUGAAGAGGAUGCCAGGGAGGCCUUACACAAGAAUACUCGAACCAGUGUUCGGGACAAAACUAAUCGUGCAGUUCUUUUAUUUCUUCCCCACUUGCUCUUUCUCUAUUUCAUCUCCCUCAAUUUCUCAUCACUUUCUCUCCCGAAUUCUCGUGCUCUCGCGUCAACUCUCCUCUUCCUUUCCUUUCCCCUUCUUUUCUCUCUUCCUUCAUUCCUCCUAAUUGGUGCUGCACGCACCUGUCUUCUCAGUCAUUCUCCGACGACUGCCGCCGCGAUUUUCCGGCUAGUGUUGCCGCGUUUUCAAUCAGGCCGCCUGCCUUUCCGUUUCCGGCGAGUCUACUCCACCUCCACCUGUUGUUCGAACUACAGUAGGGCUGAAACAUUAAAAAGUAUAUGCAUGGAGGAGACAAGCCAGAGAAAAGAACUGGAGGAUAUGUUAGCUAAACAAAGGCAAGAAAUAGAAAGCAUGAAAAAUCAACACCUUCAGUGCAUAGAAGAACUUAAAGUAAUCCGGGAGCAAACACCAGUGCUAGAAAGUCGAAUCACAGAGACCCAUCAUCUGGAGAAGGAACUAGAGGAAAAAAUUAUCCAAGCUGUUGAAUUAUUGGUCAAGUUCAAGGAACAAAGAGAUGAAUUGCAAACAGAAUGUGAAACGGCCACCGAGGAAGUUAAAAAACUACAAAAAAUGUCAGAGAAGGAAACUAUGGGGUCAAGCUGCUCGCAGUUCUUCGUAUUACCUUUUUUGGAGAUAAGUGAGGCUACUCAGAACUUUGACCCAUCCUUGAAGAUCAGAGAAGGAAAGUCAGGAUGUGUUUAUAAGGGCCAUCUUCGUCAUGUAAAGGUAGCUAUAAAGAUGUUGCCCUCGCAUGGUUCCCAAAGUGAUCUGGAAUUUGAAAAUGAGGCAGUAGUUUUGAGUAGGGUGAGGCACCCAAACCUUGUACAACUGGUCGGCAUCUGUCCGGAAUCUAGAUCACUUGUAUAUGAGUAUUGUGAAAAUGGCAACCUUGAGGAUCGCCUGGUUGGUGAGGGAAAAACACCAUCUCUUCCAUGGCAGAGUCGAGUUAGAAUUGCCAUUGAUGUUUGCUCUGCUCUUGCCUUUCUUCACUCUAGCAAUCCUUGCAUUGUCCAUGGGAACAUAAAGCUCACAAGCAUUCUCCUUGAUUCAAACUAUGUUGGUAAACUAAGUAAUACGGGAUUAUUUCGUUUUGUUAGUAAUGAAGGUAGAAACCCCACGACAAGCAAUGAUAUGAGCUCGGAGGCUUCGGUUUAUGUGGAUCCUGAAUUUUUUGAGACUGGACAGCUUACUACAGAAUCAGACGUGUACUCGUUUGGAAUUGUUUUGUUACAACUGUUAACUGGAAGGAAGCAAGCAUCGGGUGUAGUGAAGGAUGUGAAAUGUGCAUUAGAAAAUGGGAACUUCGAAACAGUUUUGGACUUCUCCGCUGGAGAUUUUCCUCUUGAGCUGGCAAAACAGGCAGCUCUCUUGGCCUUACGAUGUUGUGAAACGGAGAGAGCGAAUCGUCCAAACAUUGUCUCGGAUAUAUGGAGACUGGUCCUGCCAAUGAGAAAUCUGUGCCCUCCAGCCUCUCUAGGCACUGAGGAAAAGCGUCGAAUUCCCUCCCAUUUUGUCUGUCCUAUUUUCCAGGAUGUCAUGAAAGAUCCGUGUAUAGCAGCAGAUGGUUUUACAUACGAGGCCGACGCUAUAAAAGGAUGGUUGAACAGCGGCCACAAGACAUCACCAAUGACAAACCUUCAGCUCGAUCACUGUGACUUACUACCUAAUUCUGCUCUUUAUUAUGCAAUUCAAGAGUGGGAACAACAACCAUGAAACCAACCACAGUCCUUUACUCUUGCUAUGACUGAUCAUGUUCAUCAAGUUUCAAUAGCAGUAGGCAAUUGGUCUUGUAACUUUAAUUGGUCUUUAAACUUGAACUGGUCUUUUAACUUGUAAUUUAGCAGCUUGAAUUUUGCAUGUAAUCAUAUCAUACACUAGACUAAUUGCAAAAUGAGUACUGAAUUUAAAACAUAUAUGUAACUUGAGCUUUAAUUUUUGCAAAAAACAGUUGCUCUCUUC
This is a messenger RNA of Daucus carota subsp. sativus, 3090 nucleotides long. RefSeq lists its product as uncharacterized. The transcript has 11 exons. Gene Ontology annotation, molecular function: protein kinase activity; ubiquitin-protein transferase activity; ATP binding. Gene Ontology annotation, biological process: protein ubiquitination; protein phosphorylation. The record is from RefSeq and is a predicted model, not a curated record. Lineage: Eukaryota; Viridiplantae; Streptophyta; Magnoliopsida; Apiales; Apiaceae. The coding region runs from base 1 to 2844 and encodes 947 amino acids.